UAGAAUCUGAUGUGUCAGUAUGGAAAACCUCAGAAUAGAAAGAGUAGAAAGAUGGUGUACUUUCUAUAUUUUUACAAGAAUAUACAAAUCAAAACAGAAUCAUUGAAACGAAGAAAGGGGUCUGAUUUCUUGAAAGUGGUUUUGCAUGUUUUCUCCAUAACUAAAACAGGAUUUGGAUCAAUCUUUCUUCAGAAACUCUUGCUUUAUUUAGCCAGGUUUAAUAAAUGUGUGUUUAUGAGUGGAAAAAAAAAUACUGACCACUGGAUAUUUGAGGUUUUAUUUACCACUGAAUUAAAUUCAAAGCAAACAAUGAAUAAGAGAUGAAUAGUCAGCUUCUAUUUUUGAAAACUUUAAUUUCCUUGAAAAUUUCACCCUAUGUUGAGUUCUUUUUUUUAAGGCAUCUCUGAAUUAGCCACUUGGGCUGGUGAACCACAUUAGUAUCAUUAUCAAAUUGUGGUCAGGAAGCCGUACAUUUCUGAUCUAUUCCAUAUCAAUAAUCCUUGAGGAUUCUCAAUGUAACUACAAUCUCUCCUCAGCGCAUAUUCAGCCUCAACUAAGGAAGUAAACCAAUGAGGAAGUCCAGUUAGGAGGACUGACCUGAUUGAUUCGCUAGCAGGAACAGAGUGUAGCACAAUUUAAGUUACACAGAGAUCAAGGGUCACUGGGUGUGCUGGCUGCUUAUGGACAACAGGUGAAGGAGUUUGUAUGUGUACAUGCUGAAACCCAGGUAAGUGUCUUUUUAAGUAUGUACUAGCACAGCUAAAGACUCUCAGAGUGUGUGUUCGGUUAAAUAAACAGCUUAUAUCAGGUUUUCUGUGUUGCAUUAAUGUUCAUUUCCAAGCAACUUCUGGUCCUGUGUGUCAGCUGAUCUUUAUGAGUCUGUCAUGUCCUUGUGUAAGACACUAUUAGCCACAAGUCCAGGCCGUUGUUGCACAGAUGCAUUUUGUGAAUUCAGCAUUUUUGGAUGUAGUUUCUAUGCUGUACGGAAAGCAGAAUCCUUAGCAUUGCGCCAAGGCAACAGAGGAGCAGUUAAAGAAGAGAAAGAAAUCUGAUGAUGAAGCUUUAAGCUAGUAAAAAUGACUUUCUGUACUCAUAUGAGGACCAAAAUCCCACUUUAGAAGACUGUAAAGCCCUGCAAUUCACAUUUUGCUGCUGAGCUCGACAACAAAGGUGUUCCAACAAGUACUAGGUAAUGGCUUCCUGGGUGAUUAAAUAUUUACGAGUAAAGAUUUAGUUUUUUGUAGCUAGAUUUGUUUGGCGAAUAUUUUGUCUUUCUCCAUUAUGUAUAAUUAUGCAUAAUUAUUUUCUACUUCAGUAAAGUACGAUUUCCUCUAUGAAUCUUGGUUUUUAUUCUCUCCAGAGUAAAAGAAUGGACGGAUGUUGGCAGUUUCUUCUCCUGCUAUGUCUUUCUGCAGUGGCUGAAUUCGGAGAAGCAAACAAUGCAUCGCUGGUCAAAGACCUGAAAGAUAAGCUUCUACAAGUCAUCCCUCCUAAUGACAAGUCAAAUGUUUCCAUUCUGGAGAUCAAAGGCAACCAGAUCACUUUGAAUGAGACGGACCAACAAGCCCUGGCUACUUAUUCAACACUAGUUGAACUGCAUUUAGGUGAGAACCUUGUCACUACUGUGCCGGCCAAAUUCUUCUCUGGGCUAUCGCACCUGAGAGUCCUAUCUCUAAGCAGAAACAACAUCAGCAGUCUGGAUCCUGAGGCUUUCUCUAGACUGGAUGUUCUAGAAGACCUGGACCUUUCCAACAACAAGUUGACAGAUUUCUGUGACAAGACAUUCAUCAACUUAAAAAGUCUGAAGACCCUGUAUCUACAAGAAAACCCCUGGAACUGUUCCUGUUCUCUGCUUGACACCAUUGGAAGGAUGAAAGAAGCAAAUAUCUCUUUUGGGGAACCAAACGUCACCUGUGCAUCUCCAGCAGAGCAGAAAGGAAGAAAUCUCCUGGAUUAUAUAAAUAUUUGUUCUUCAUCACCACCAGUCAUUGUGCAUACGGACCAUAAAUCUCCAAUACCACCAGUCACCCCUCAACAAUUUAAAGAAACCAACAAUACGCCAACAACCACUUCAACAAGUCAUAAUUGUACCGUCAGCAAACGUCAGAAAAAUGUACCUGGACACAUAUGGAAGUUCACAGCCUGCGUUGCUGCCUUGGGCCUGACCACCUGCAUACUCAUCCUCACUGCCAUCAAAGGACCUUCCUGGUACAAAAGCUUCCACAACUACAGACAUCGGAGACUGGUUGAAGACGAUGAAGAAGAGGGCCAGGACACCAUGCCAACUGAAACAGGAGGGUGCCAGAGCCAGCAGACGUUCACUUUUGAGGAACUGAGUCAUCGGAUACAGGAACAAGACGAGGAGGAUGGAUAUUUUGAAGAUCCAUACAUCAAGAGGAUGGAGGAUUCAGAGGAAGAGAUACAAUGAGGAACAGAAUCUCACUGAAGGGCUGGUAUCAAAUUAGACUGAAUCUAUAAAUUUUAGAUCUGUAAAUGUAGUUGUUUAAUAAGCUAAAGAACUAGCUUAUGUAAACUAAGCUUGUUGUUUAGCUUCUAUAUACUGUGAAGAAUUAUUGUUUGAGGUUUACUGAUCCUUCUCCGUGUCAUCGUGUCUGAUUAAAUGAGCAAUGUAAUCAUGUUAAGAACAGGGUAUCUGCAGGUUUAGGCAAAUCAAAUGAAAGACUUUUGAAGAUCUUUUUAAUGCAACAUUGAAUAAUAUUUAAGACCAAAAAAACUAGAAAUAUUGGGGAUGUUUGGGGGAUCCUGGUGUGUUAUAAUCAAAUGUAGCAAAAAUGAUGACAUUUCCGAGGUUUGUUUGUGGUACUUGGUAGCAGCUUUAUGCUUCUCACACUGCUUAUGGCUCUCUACAGCCUUAACCACCUUAGUGCCAAGCUUCAACAUUUCUUUGGCACAAAAUGCACUGACACUCGUGUGAGUUAGCAACAGAAGUGAGCCAGUGGCAAAAACUAACAUCAUCCAUCCAACUGAUUAUAAAUUUGCACUUAUAUAUGACUGACACUGAAAUGCUAGUGCUUGAUAGCAAGAAUUAGCAGAUAGUUAGUGGUAGCCUCAACUGCCUCCAGUAACAGAAAAAUAAAAACUACAUAUAUAAAAUUAAGUAGCACUGCCAUGACAAAAUGUAAGACUUGUAAAUUAAUGUCUUUAAUUCAUAAAACAUUUAUUUUAUGGAUUAAAACUAUUUCCUACCCACUCUCAGCACAUGCUUGCUUUGAAGAAAUCAUAUGGGUUUUCUUAAUCUUAAUCUGUAUUCUAUUAGUUAUGACUGAAUAAGACUUCAUGUAUCCAAAUCUGAAUGUGUGUAUGUAAUUGGAAUUGCAUGAAUUAUGUUUAUUUUUUAUAUAUAUUUCAAUGUGAUAUAAAUUUGACCUGUAUGUCUUGAAAGUGGCUUGAGAUUAUUUAAACAGUGCUAUGGAUUGUCCACUCCUGCAAUUCAUUAAAUCAUCUAACUACCAGGAGUCAUAUUAUGCUCAAAGUUUUAGUAUAAAACUCUGAACGUUUGAGUAUAGCACAAAUUGACUCCAUUAAGGACAGAUUUCAGCUGUCACUAUCAAAGACAAAAGUUAAAAGAUGGAAAUGAAAAACAGGCUUGGAUGUGUCUUUUUUUCCUUCAAGUGUGCCCAACAAUUUUAUGCUGACCUGAUUCUGAAUAUUUGAUGAAAAAGUUUAGGUUUCCCUAUUUUGAUAUGGUGAAUAUGAAUCUGCGUGGUUACUGUGAUAUUUUGUUGGCAAGCCAUUGCCUUGAAGGACCUCAGUCAGUUCCGUGUUACACUGCUGCCUGCUUAAACAUAGUGAAAUGAGCUGAAUGAU
Poecilia reticulata (guppy) is the source of this 3828-nucleotide messenger RNA. Its product is annotated as leucine-rich repeat-containing protein 19. Gene Ontology annotation, molecular function: signaling receptor activity; protein binding. Gene Ontology annotation, cellular component: plasma membrane. NCBI's taxonomy places the organism in Eukaryota, Metazoa, Chordata, Actinopteri, Cyprinodontiformes, Poeciliidae. The record is from RefSeq and is a predicted model, not a curated record. Gene Ontology annotation, biological process: positive regulation of non-canonical NF-kappaB signal transduction; interleukin-8 production.